Molecule: messenger RNA, 468 nt
Organism: Olea europaea var. sylvestris
Lineage: Eukaryota; Viridiplantae; Streptophyta; Magnoliopsida; Lamiales; Oleaceae
Exons: 1
Coding region: 1-468 (155 amino acids)
Source: RefSeq, a predicted model, not a curated record
AUGGACGUCGGGCACAUCAUCUUGGGACGACCUUGGUUAUUUGACCUAGAUGUAACCAUCUAUGGUCGAUCCAAUUCCUGUUCCUUCGUGUUUAAUGGAAAGAAGAUUCACCUUAACCCACUGCCCCCAAAGCCUGCUGGCCCACUGGAAAUGAAGAAAAGUGUGGAACGAAAGGGAUUGCACAUCAUUAGUCCUACGGAGUUUGAGCGUACACUUGUUGGUGACUCAGUUAUGUUCGCUUUGGUGGUCGUGGAGGUUCCAUCCUACUCCACAAUAGAGAGCCCUGUUGAAGUCUUGUCGGCCCUCCAAGAGUUUCGAGACGUCUUUCCGGAGGACCUACCUGACCAUCUACCUCCACUACGAGAUAUUCAACAUGCCAUAGAUUUCGUCCCAGGGGCAUCCCUCCCAAAUUUGCCUCAUUAUAGGAUGAAUCCUACCGAGCACGCUGAAUUAAAGGCAAGUGGAUGA